UCAAAUUCAUAGGUAUUUCGCGACAUAAAAAAUUCGAAAUUUCCAAAGUGUCAGUUAAACAGUGAAAAAAAAUUGUAUAUUUUCAAAAUGGUUAAAGCUCCUGCAAUCGGUAUAGAUCUGGGCACCACUUACUCCUGCGUGGGAGUGUGGCAGGGCGGAAAAGUGGAGAUAAUCGCUAAUGAUCAGGGUAAUAGGACCACUCCGAGUUAUGUGGCUUUCACGGAUACAGAAAGAUUAAUCGGCGAUGCCGCCAAAAAUCAAGUGGCGAUGAAUCCCAACAAUACUGUUUUUGAUGCUAAAAGGUUGAUAGGAAGACGAUUCGAUGAUUCCAAGAUUCAGCAGGAUUUGAAGCAUUGGCCUUUUAAGGUUGUCAAUGAUAAUGGAAAGCCGAAGAUUCAGGUACAUUUUAAAGGUGAGAUGAAAAGAUUCGCUCCCGAAGAAGUCAGCUCCAUGGUGUUGACGAAAAUGAAAGAAGUAGCCGCCGCUUAUUUGGGACGCGACAUCAAAGACGCCGUCAUCACCGUCCCAGCGUACUUCAACGAUUCCCAAAGACAAGCCACAAAGGACGCCGGCACUAUAGCAGGCAUCAACGUCAUGCGCAUCAUAAACGAACCCACGGCGGCGGCGCUCGCCUACGGCUUGGACAAGAACCUCAAAGGAGAACGCAACGUUCUUAUUUUCGACUUGGGAGGCGGCACUUUCGACGUUUCCAUUCUAACGAUCGACGAAGGAUCACUGUUCGAAGUUAAAUCCACCGCAGGGGAUACCCAUCUCGGCGGCGAAGAUUUCGACAACCGUUUGGUCAACUAUUUCGCAGACGAAUUUAAAAGGAAGUUCAAGAAGGAUUUGUCGAAGAAUCCUCGGGCGUUAAGGAGGUUGAGGACGGCAGCAGAAAGAGCGAAACGAACGCUGAGCUCCAGUACAGAAGCUUCUUUGGAAAUAGACGCUCUAUUCGAAGGCAUCGAUUUUUACUCGAAAAUAUCCCGAGCCAGAUUCGAGGAAAUGAACUCGGACUUGUUCAAGGGCACUUUGCAGCCGGUAGAAAAAGCCUUGAACGACGCUAAGGUGUCCAAAAGCGAUAUACACGAUGUCGUAUUGGUGGGAGGUUCGACCCGCAUACCGAAAAUCCAGUCUCUUUUGCAGAAUUACUUCAACGGAAAGACCUUGAAUCUGAGCAUCAAUCCAGACGAAGCCGUGGCCUAUGGAGCGGCCGUGCAAGCCGCUAUAUUGAGCGGUGAUACCAGUUCGAAGAUCCAGGAUGUGCUUUUGGUGGACGUUACUCCUUUGUCCUUGGGUAUCGAGACCGCGGGUGGGGUUAUGUCGAAGAUUAUCGACAGGAAUUCUAGGAUACCUUGCAAGCAAUCGCAGACGUUUACGACGUACUCUGAUAACCAACCGGCCGUUACCAUACAAGUUUUCGAAGGAGAAAGGGCCAUGACCAAGGAUAAUAAUUUGUUAGGUACGUUCGACUUGAGCGGGAUUCCCCCGGCACCCCGAGGCAUACCCAAAAUUGACGUCACCUUCGACCUAGACGCCAACGGCAUUCUGAACGUGUCCGCUUUGGAAAACAGUUCGGGAAAAUCGAAGAAAAUCCAAAUCAAAAACGACAAGGGUCGUCUGUCGCAGAAAGACAUCGAACGAAUGCUGGAGGAAGCCGAAAAGUAUAAGGACGAGGACGAAAGACAGAGAGAGAAGAUUUCGGCCAGGAAUAGUUUAGAGAGUUACGUAUUUAGCGUCAAACAGGCUAUCAGCGAGGGGGGGAGUAAAUUGAGCGCUGAUGAUAAGAGGAAGGUGCAGAACGAAUGUGAUAAUUGCAUGAGGUGGUUGGACAACAACUUUUCAGCGGAAAAAGACGAGUACGAGUACAAAUUCAAAGAAAUCCAAAAAAUAUGUUCGCCUAUAAUGACGAAAUUACAUAGAGGCGGAGGAGGUGCUGGCGGUUAUAAUAGCACUUCUGGCGACCAAGAUGGCCCCACCAUCGAAGAAGUUGAUUAGGCGGUUGCCUGCAUUACAGCACCAUCUAUACACAGCCGGAUUAUAGAUUAAAAUGUUAAAAUCGAUAGUUUUUUAUUAAAAUUGUAUUUUUGAUAUGUUCGAGAAAGGGUAUAUGUGGUAGUUUUAAUCUAUAAUUUGAACGUGCAGUACCUAGUUUUUUUAUGCUCACUUAAAUCUUUUGGGUAAAAUAUGGUUACCAUUUUUGGGCUGUAGUAAAAAGGAAAUAUUGAUUUCAAAUUUAAAUAAUGUUCACUGGUAAAAUUGUUAAUUCUGUACACCUAUAAUAGGAAAAAUAAAAUGGUUGCUGAC
Molecule: messenger RNA, 2304 nt
Organism: Psylliodes chrysocephalus
Lineage: Eukaryota; Metazoa; Arthropoda; Insecta; Coleoptera; Chrysomelidae
Source: the annotation of a GenBank genome assembly